AAGAGACAAAGUUAGAAGAAUCACGUAAUGGAUAUUCCUCACCUGUAUGGUUGCAAAGAAAGCUGAGAAAAGAAAUACUCCGUACAGUAUUUUAUAUAUUUAUCAAGUUUCAAGAUUUUUGAAAAGCGUUGUUUAAGUGUUGGUCAUUAGUAACUUUAAUUUGUAGGUUAAGAUUGAGCACUGGGUUUGUUGGUUGAAUGAUAGAUAGAAGAUGGGUUCGAACUCGAAUCGGAUCUGUGCUGGUUUGGUCUAUCUUCUUUUUUGUCUAAUUUUGGAUAAUGGUAUCGAUAUAGAGUUGUGUGAUGGUGGUGUAACUAGUAGUUUUGCUAGAAAGAAUGACAUAAGUGCUGAUAUGCCAAUAGACAGUGAUGUGUUUAAAGUUCCUCCUGGGUAUAAUGCACCCCAACAGGUUCAUAUAACACAAGGGGAUUAUGAGGGAAACAGUGUGAUUGUCUCUUGGAUCACUCCAGAUGAACCUGGUUCAAAUACAGUCCUAUACUGGGUUGAGAAUAGCAAGCUCAAGAAUAGUGCCGAUGGCGUCGUCCUUACCUACAAAUACUUCAAUUACACUUCUGGUUACAUUCAUCACUGCACCAUCAAGAAUUUGGAGUUUGAUACCAAAUACUACUAUGAGGUCGGGAUUGGGAACACCAGGCGACAUUUUUGGUUUGUAACUCCUCCGAAAGUUGGUCCGGAUGCUUCUUAUACUUUUGGUCUCAUAGGGGAUCUUGGUCAAACUUAUGAUUCAAAUAGAACAUUAACCCAUUAUGAGUUGAACCCAGCAAAAGGGCAGACAUUGUUGUUCGUUGGGGACCUAUCUUAUGCAGAUGCUUAUCCAUUCCAUGACAAUACAAGGUGGGAUACAUGGGGGAGGUUUGUAGAAAGAAAUGCUGCUUAUCAACCUUGGAUUUGGACUGCAGGGAAUCAUGAAAUUGAUUUCACUCCUGAAUAUGGUGAACCUAAACCAUUCAAGCCAUAUACACACCGCUAUUUUGUGCCAUACAGAGCAUCUGAUAGCACAUCUCCUCUUUGGUACUCAAUUAAGAGAGCUUCAGCACACAUUAUUGUCAUGUCUUCUUAUUCAGCCUUUGGCAAAUACACUCCUCAGUACAAAUGGUUAAUAAAGGAGCUACCUAAAGUGAACAGGAGUGAAACACCAUGGCUCAUUAUUUUAAUGCAUUCUCCACUCUAUAGUAGUUAUGUACAUCAUUACAUGGAAGGGGAAACCAUGAGAGUGAUGUAUGAGCCAUGGUUUGUGGAGUACAAAGUCGACAUUGUCUUUGCUGGCCAUGUUCAUGCUUAUGAACGAUCAGAACGUGUAUCUAAUAUUGCAUACAACAUUGUAAAUGGGUUGUGCACUCCCAUUAGUGACCGUUCAGCCCCUGUUUACAUAACAAUUGGAGAUGGAGGAAAUCAAGAGGGAUUGACAACAGAAAUGACAGAGCCACAGCCACCCUACUCGGCAUAUCGUGAAGCAAGCUUUGGUCAUGGAAUUUUUGACAUCAAGAACCGAACUCAUGCCUAUUUCAGUUGGCAUCGCAAUCAAGAUGGAUACGCUGUCGAAGGUGACUCUUUAUGGCUUCACAACAGAUACUGGAAAUCGUGGGAGGAAUCCAGUUUAGCUACAUUAUGAUAAUAGAAUUAUUUUAUGCUCUGCACUCUCUAGGUCUAGAAAAACUAAAAAGUAAGUGUGUGACACAUCUUAGCAUUCAUUGUUUAUUAGACGAUUUGCUAUUUAAGUUCAUAAUAUAAUUUACUAAAGAUUUCCACAAAUAUGUUGUUCAUGAUAGUUAGUUGCGUGAAACUGGUUAGUCAUUAGCUCAAUUUUAAGAUACUCAUUUAGAAAAACUCAAAAGUAAGUGUAUGACACAUCUUCAGGGUCGUUUUGAGUAUUGCACAAAUUCCAUUUCAUCAACAUUAAUGGUUUAUUAUUUUAUUAAAAUACAUGAACUUCACUGGUGCAUUGAAUCUAAA
Molecule: messenger RNA, 1974 nt
Organism: Cornus florida
Lineage: Eukaryota; Viridiplantae; Streptophyta; Magnoliopsida; Cornales; Cornaceae
Product: purple acid phosphatase 2-like
Exons: 8
Coding region: 212-1633 (473 amino acids)
Molecular function (GO): acid phosphatase activity; protein binding; metal ion binding
Source: RefSeq, a predicted model, not a curated record